AUGUAUCUAAAGCAGUCGGGUAAAAAAGAACAACAAGGACCAAGUGAGCAUGAUCUGAUUGAAAACGAGGAAUUCCAAGAAGACCAGAAGCAGACAUUAACAGAUGAGGAUACAUCAGACCCGGAAAAUCUGUUAGAUACGAACGACAAUCAUGCACCUACUACAAAAGCAGAAUUAGUUGGAAGUGAUACUAUGAUACAGUUAGGAAGAAAACAAGAGAUGAAAAAAGAAAGAAACAUGGACAGAAAAACAGACAAAGGAUAUUCAUUACAGUUCUCAAAUGAUAAGCCUGACACAGAUAUUAAUAUGACUGAUCAGAAUGACAAAGACAACCAAUUUAAAGAUCAAGAGCAGAAUACCAGAAAGGAAGAUGACUUCAAAGUAUCUUUAAAAAAAACGAAAGGACCGUUAGCGCCAAAAGGAGAUGUGACAAAAAUGAAAGACCAUUAUGACCCUAGUGCAGAAGAAGAUUUAGUUGAAAGUGAUUCGAGUUUACCUCCUUUAAAGUUAAGAAGAAAUCAACACAAGAAAAAUGACAGUAAAACAGGCAGUAAAACAGGCAGUAGGACAGACAAAGGAUAUUCAUUACAGUUCUCAAAAGAUAAGCCUGACACAGAUAUUACUAUGACUGAUCAGAAUGAGAAGGACAACCAAUUUAAAGAUCAAGAGCAGAAUACCAGAAAGGAAGAUGACUUCAAAGCAUCUUUAGAAAAAACGAAAGGACCGUUAGCGCCAAAAGGGGAUGUGACAAAAAUGAAAGACCAUUAUGACCCUAGUGCAGAAGAGGAUUUAGUUGAAAGUGAUUCGAGUUUACCUCCUUUAAAGUUAAGAAGAAAUCAACACAAGACAAAUGACAGUAAAACAGGCAGUAAAACAGGCAGUAGGACAGACAAAGGAUAUUCAUUACAGUUCUCAAAAGAUAAGCCUGACACAGAUAUUACUAUGACUGAUCAGAAUGAGAAGGACAACCAACUUAAAGAUCAAGAGCAGAAUACCAGAAAGGAAGAUGACUUCAAAGCAUCUUUAGAAAAAACGAAAGGACCGUUAGCGCCAAAAGGGGAUGUGACAAAAAUGAAAGACCAUGAUGACCCUAGUGCAGAGGAGGAUUUAGUUGAAAGUGAUUCGAGUUUACCUCCUUUAAAGUUAAGAAGAAAUCGACACAAGAAAAAUGACAGUAAAGCAGGCAGUAAAACAGGCAGUAGGACAGACAAAGGAUAUUCAUUACAGUUCUUAAAUGAUAAGCCUGACACAGAUAUUACUAUGACUGAUCAGAAUGAGAAGGAUAACCAACUUAAAGAUCAAGAGCAGAAUACCAGAAAGGAAGAUGACUUCAAAGCAUCUUUAGAAAAAACGAAAGGACCGUUAGCGCCAAAAGGAGAUGUGACAAAAAUGAAAGACCAUUAUGACCCUAGUGCAGAAGAAGAUUUAGUUGAAAGUGAUUCGAGCUUACCUCCUUUAAAGUUAAGAAAAAAUCGACACAAAACAAAUGACAGUAAAACAGGCAGUAAAACAGGCAGUAGGACAGACAAAGGAUAUUCAUUACAGUUCUCAAAAGAUAAGCCUGACACAGAUAUUACUAUGACUGAUCAGAAUGAGAAGGACAACCAAUUUAAAGAUCAAGAGCAGAAUUACAGUAUAACAGAAGGGGACACAGAGAGUGAAACCGAUACAGAGUCCUACACAUAUACAUCAAAUGAAUACUUUGAUAAGAAAGCAAUGUCUAUCUAG
Mytilus californianus (California mussel) is the source of this 1728-nucleotide messenger RNA. RefSeq lists its product as uncharacterized. NCBI's taxonomy places the organism in Eukaryota, Metazoa, Mollusca, Bivalvia, Mytilida, Mytilidae. The transcript is spliced from 4 exons. The record is from RefSeq and is a predicted model, not a curated record. Bases 1 to 1728 code for a protein of 575 amino acids.